AUGUCGUCCAAAUUACUGGUAUCGCUGAAGGGCGUGAAGCCUGCAAGAUUGCAAGGUUUAGCGUCAAUUUUAGGAGUAAGCAAUAGCCCAGUCAACAGAGUGAUACAGGCCGGUACUAAAAGAGUGGGAUAUUCCAAGAGAUGCGUAUCUAGUGUUAGCGGCGUGGGCACUGAAGGCACCAGAUCGACUGUGGUGCAGUUGCUGAACAACAUUGGGUCGAAACGCGAAGUAGAGCAGUAUUUGAAGUACUUCACGUCGGUGUCGCAACAACAGUUCGCAAUCAUCAAGGUUGGUGGUGCUAUCAUCAGCGAUAACCUGCAAGAAUUGGCUUCAUGCCUGGCUUUCCUAUAUCACGUGGGAUUGUACCCGAUCAUUCUGCACGGCACAGGACCGCAAGUCAACGGCAGACUCGAGGCUCUGGGCGUUGAGCCAGACUACAUCGAUGGUAUCAGGAUCACCGAUGAGCGCACCAUGUCUGUAGUUAGACAGUGCUUUUUGGAGCAGAACCUCAAACUUGUUACGGCCCUGGAGCAAUUGGGCGUGCGUGCUAGACCCAUCACCUCCGGUGUUUUCACCGCUGACUAUCUUGACAAGGACAAGUACAAGCUGGUUGGUAACAUCAACGGCGUGUGCAAGGAUCCAAUCGAAGCUUCCAUCAAGGCCGGUGCCUUGCCAAUUUUGACCUCCUUGGCAGAAACCGCUUACGGUCAGACUUUGAACGUCAACGCGGACAUCGCCGCUGGUGAACUAGCCCGUAUCUUCGAGCCUCUCAAGAUCGUGUAUCUCAACGAGAAGGGUGGUAUCAUCAACGGCAACACAAAGGAAAAAGUGUCGGUAAUCAACUUGGACGAAGAGUACGACGAUCUCAUGCAACAAGGCUGGGUCAAGUAUGGUACCAAGUUGAAGAUCAGGGAGAUCAAAGAACUGCUUGACUUCCUACCCCGCUCGUCUUCUGUGGCCAUCAUCAACGUCCAGGAUUUGCAGAAGGAGUUGUUCACCGACUCCGGUGCCGGUACUAUGAUCAGACGCGGCUACAAGCUGGUCAGAAGAUCGAACCUUGGCGAAUUCCCCUCUUCAGACUCUUUGAGAAAUGCUCUACAAAGGGAUCUCGAUAUCGCUUCGGGCGCCGAGUCCGCAGCCUCUUACUUGCGUGAUCUAUCUUCAUCGCAAUUUGUAUCUUAUUCCGAUGAACCUAUGGAGGUUUUGGCCAUUGUUAAAGAGAACAAAGUGGUGUCGCAUCUAGACAAAUUCUUGUGUUCCAAGGUUGGAUGGUUGAACAACGUCGCGGACAACGUAUUCGCCUCUUUGAAGCGCGACUUCCCAUCUCUACAAUGGGUUGUUAGAGAGGACGACGAGAACAUUUCCUGGCAUUUUGGUAAGUGUGAGGGCUCUUACUUGAAGAACGGCAAAGUCUUGUUCUGGUAUGGUGUCAAAGAUUUGAACACAGUGUCGCAGCUAGUCAAAGAGUUUUCUUCCUCGGUCGCCCCAACCACAUCUCCAGCCGGACAAAAGUCCAACGCUUUCUCCUCAAGUCAAUCAACCAGAUCGUAUUCGACUAGAAGCACACCUAAGCCACAGGGAGUGAACAAAGAAAAAGCUCGCGUUGCCCUUAUCGGUGCCAGAGGGUUUACAGGACAAAACUUGAUUACUUUGAUAGACCAACAUCCUCUUUUGGAGCUUGCUCACGUUUCAUCUCGCAAGUUGAAGGGUAAGAAACUAGAGGGAUACACCAAGAGUGAGAUCAUUUACGAAAAUUUAAGCACUGAUGAUUUGAAGAGACUUGAAGCUGAAGGUGGUGUUGACAUGUGGGUAAUGGCUUUGCCAAACGGUGUUUGCAAGCCAUUUGUGGAGGCCAUUGAAAGUGUACACGGAAAGUCCAAGAUCAUUGAUCUUGGUGCUGACUUCAGAUUUGUCCCCGAGACCGAAUGGGCUUACGGUCUUCCUGAGCUCAAUGACAGACAAAAGAUCGCUGACGCUAAGAAAAUUGCGAACCCGGGGUGUUAUUCGACUGGUGCUCAGGUUGCUAUUGCUCCUUUGCUCGACUAUAUCACGGGCUUGCCAACCGUAUUCGGUGUUUCUGGAUACUCCGGUGCCGGCACAAAGCCAUCGCCUAAGAACGACCCAGCCUUUUUGAAUAACAAUUUGAUUCCGUACAGUCUAACAAACCACAUUCACGAACGGGAGAUCUCGACAAGAAUGGGCCGUGACGUUGCGUUUGUUCCACACGUAGCGCAAUGGUUCCAGGGUAUCUCACACACAAUCUCGAUUCCAAUAAAGAAGGGUUCUUUGACCUCAGAACAGAUCCAUGAAUUGUACGAGAAGUUCUACGAGGAUGAACGUCUGGUGAAUGUUACCAAAGAUGUUCCACUAGUCAAAUCCAUUUUCGGUACGCAUGGCGUUUUGGUUGGUGGAUUCAAAGUGAACGAUGCUCAAGAUCGCGUUGUUGUAUGUGCUGCAAUCGAUAACCUACUGAAGGGUGCCGCUACGCAAUGUCUGCAGAACAUCAAUCUGGCUCUGGGAUACGGCGAAUAUGACGGAAUUCCCGAGGACAAGAUCGCCCAGAAAUAA
Messenger RNA from Lachancea sp. 'fantastica', 2568 nucleotides. NCBI's taxonomy places the organism in Eukaryota, Fungi, Ascomycota, Saccharomycetes, Saccharomycetales, Saccharomycetaceae. The record is from the annotation of a GenBank genome assembly.